Triticum turgidum subsp. durum (durum wheat) is the source of this 1515-nucleotide messenger RNA. Lineage: Eukaryota; Viridiplantae; Streptophyta; Magnoliopsida; Poales; Poaceae. The record is from the annotation of a GenBank genome assembly.
AUGAUGAACGGGGCAGCGGCGCCCGAGCCCACGGAGGCCCCGGCCCCGUCCCCCCAGGUGCCGCUCGACUGGAGGUUCUCGCAGGUCUUUGGCGAGCGUGGCGCCGGCGAGGACGUCCAGGAUGUUGACAUCAUCUCUGCAAUAGAGUUCAAUAAAUUAGGACAUCAUCUUGCCACUGGAGACAGAGGUGGCCGAGUUGUUUUGUUUGAAAGGACAGAUGCCAAAGAUCACGUCUCUAGAAAAGAUGCUGAGAAAGCCGAUUAUUCUAUCAGCAGGCAUCCAGAAUUUCGUUACAAAACUGAGUUUCAAAGCCAUGAACCAGAGUUUGAUUACCUUAAAAGCUUGGAAAUUGAAGAGAAGAUUAACAAGAUAAAGUGGUGCCAAGAAACGAAUGGCGCAUCGUUUCUUCUGUCCACAAAUGACAAAACGAUCAAGUUUUGGAAGGUCCAAGAAAAGAAGGUUAAAAAAAUAUGUGAGAUGAAUAUGAACCCUUCAAAUGCUCCUGCAAAUGGUAGCCCUGUUGGCAGUACUAUGUGUGGUUCAAGCGCACGUACUCCAAAUGGUGGAAUUUUGAAGCCUGGUGGACUUCCUUUACUUCGCCUGCCUGUGGUAGUUACAAGCCAGGAAACAAGUCUCGCUGCAAAUUGCCGUAGAGUCUAUGCUCAUGCACAUGAUUACCAUAUCAAUUCCAUUUCAAAUAACAGUGAUGGUGAGACAUUUAUAUCAGCAGAUGAUUUGCGGAUAAAUCUUUGGAAUUUGGAAAUUAGCAAUCAAAGUUUCAACAUUGUUGACGUUAAACCAACGAACAUGGAGGAUCUCACCGAGGUUAUAACAUCUGCGGAGUUCCACCCUUCUCACUGUAAUACACUGGCAUAUAGUAGCUCAAAGGGCUCCAUUCGACUCGUUGACCUGCGGCAGUCAGCUCUUUGUGAUACUCAUUCCAAACUCUUUGAGCAGCAUGAGGCCCCAGGUUCAAGAUCCUUUUUUACUGAGAUUAUAGCCUCAAUUUCUGACAUAAAGUUCUCCAUGGACGGGAGACAUAUUCUUAGUCGUGACUACAUGACUUUGAAGCUAUGGGAUGUUAAUAUGGAUUCUGGUCCAGUUGCAACGUUCCAGGUUCACGAGUACCUAAGGCCUAAGUUAUGUGAUUUAUAUGAAAACGACUCGAUUUUUGACAAAUUUGAAUGUUGUCAAAGUGGCGAUGGGUUGCGAGUAGCAACUGGUUCUUACAGCAAUAUUUUCCGAGUGUUCAAUUGUGGUGCUGGUGGCAGUGAGGUGACAACACUUGAAGCAACUCGAAACCCUACAAGAAGGCAGAUUCAGAAUCCCGCACGGCCUGCGAGAUCUCUAGGUAGUCUUACAAGGGUUGUUAGACGAGGUGCAGAGAACACUGGAAUAGAUGCGAACGGGAACUCCUACGACUUAAGCACAAAACUGCUCCAUUUGGCAUGGCACCCGUCCGAGAAUUUAAUUGCCUGUGCUGCAGCCAACAGCUUGUACAUGUACUAUGCGUAA